Molecule: messenger RNA, 2118 nt
Organism: Vanderwaltozyma polyspora DSM 70294
Lineage: Eukaryota; Fungi; Ascomycota; Saccharomycetes; Saccharomycetales; Saccharomycetaceae
Gene: NDC80
Product: kinetochore-associated Ndc80 complex subunit NDC80
Exons: 1
Coding region: 1-2118 (705 amino acids)
Biological process (GO): attachment of mitotic spindle microtubules to kinetochore
Cellular component (GO): Ndc80 complex
Source: RefSeq, a predicted model, not a curated record
AUGUUUAAAAAGGAUAUAAACCAUGGUGGUGCAAGUACAAGUGCAGGUGCAAGUGGUGGAGGACCUGCCCAUAAUCAUGUUUUGAAUAGUCUUAAUCCACAGAUGUUUACGUCACAAAUUCCUGUGCCGUCGUCAUCGACAAACUCAAAUCUUAAAAGAAGAUCUAGUCUCUCUAAUAAUAUGGGUUUGACCGACAUGAUUAACAAAAGUAUAGUUAAAAAUAAUUUGUCGUCGAAAUAUAAUAAUUUGGAUAAUUCAAGGAAAAAAUUUAGAACUACUGUGUCAGGUGCGGACUAUUCUAACUCUAUCAAUGAUAAAAAUAUAAUGGGGAAUUCACAAUUAUCACAAAGACAUUCGAUGAUCCCUUAUUCAACAAAUGCAAACGUUAAUUCAAAUCCAACUCCAAAUAUCGCAAAUAGAGAUCCAAGACCACUGAGAGAUAAAAAUUUCCAAAAUGCUAUUCAACAAGAGAUUUAUGACUAUUUAAUACAGAACAAAUUCGAUAUAGAGGUCAAUUAUCCAAUCACAAUCAAAUCGUUAAAACAACCUACUCAAAAGGGAUUCAUAUAUAUGUUCAAGUGGUUAUAUAGCAGGCUAGAUCCCGGCUAUCAAUUUACAAAAUCAAUAGAACAGGAGGUUUAUCAAUUAUUGAGAACUUUACAAUACCCUUAUUUAGAGACCAUUAAUAAAUCACAAAUUUCUGCUGUUGGUGGUAAUAGUUGGCAUAAAUUUCUAGGAAUGUUACAUUGGCUAGUAAAAAUUAAUAUUAAAUUAGAUAGAUCUUUGAAUAGGGUAGAUCAAUCAUUGUUAAAUCAAAACACUCAAGAUGUUACAAUUUUGAAUUACCCAGUACAAAAUCAAGAAGAUCAAGAUAAAAAACAGGAUAAAUAUGAGGUCAUGAUAGAGCAACUUUGCAUUAAUUAUAUCACAGAUUGUUAUAAGAAUUAUUUAAAAGGUAAUGAAAAUUUUAAACCCAUUAAAGACGAAUUAUAUCAAGAAUUCGUAAAGUUAGAAAAUAUUUUCCAAGCAGACAUUAAAAAUUUAGAUAAUUUAAAUGAAAAAUUCUCGAUUAAAUGUAAUGAAUUAGCUAAAAAUUUCGAACAACUUAAAUUAUCAAGGGAAAAAUUUAAUGCAUUACAGAAUGAUUUAAUAAAAUUUCAAAAUUAUGUUAAUAUUAUGGAAAAUAAAAGCAUCGAAUGGCCAAUUAAAUUAGAUAAAAUGAAAUCCGAAUCAGUAACAAAACAUUCGGAGAUCGAGCAGAUUGGAGCAGAUAUCGAAAAGCUAAACGAAACUUUGAGUAAUAGAAAUAUAUCAAUUGAUGAAAUUGAAAAUAAAAAUCAAGAGAAAGAAAAUUUGACUAAAUCCCUGGAUUCAAAUUCUGAUAAGAUGGAUAAGUUGGUAAGUUCAAUCAAAACUUUGAAAAUUGAAUUAGAAGGGAUAUAUAAGGCACUAUUGGAUACAUUGAGACAAUAUAACUUAUCCCUGGAUAAUUUAAUCAAUGAAAGAUCAAGAUUGGAUCAUAAAAUUAAUAGACCAUUGUUUGUCAUUGAGUUACCAAAGAAUCUCUCAAUAAAUGGGGAUAUGUCAAUUACUAAUGAGACUUUAUUUGAUAAUAAUUUCACUAUUGGAAGUACUAUUAAAGCAAAUAUUAAUUCUUUGAAUAAUGAAAUAAUUGAACGUAUAAGGGAAAUUGAAAAAAAUAAUGGAGAAUUAGAACAUCAACUAAUAUCGUUAAAGGAAGAAGUAAUGGAUAAGAAUAGAACUAUUGAAAAAAUUGAAUUACAGUUAUCUGAAGUAAAUUCUGAAUAUGAAUUGAAUAAACAAGAAAGCGAUUCAAAAUUAUUGUCACAAGAAAUCGAGAUUGAAAAAAUAGAAAGAAAAAUCAAUGAUUCCAAUAGAAUAACGAAGGAAAAAUUAUCGGAAGCUGAGCAACUAAUCAAAUCAACAAAAUUAAAACAUGAAGAAUCACAACUAGAAAUUGAUAGACAAAGAGCUUCGUUAAAUAAAAAAGUUAUUGAAAUCAUUGAAUUUUCAAGCAAUUUUAAAAUAAAUAUUCAAAAUAAAAUUGAUUCUACAGAAACUCUUGUCAUUGACGAAAUCAAUAAUUUAAAACUAUAA